AUGUUUCAGAAAUCAUCUGGGAAAACGAUGAAAUGGGUCACAUUGCUUAAAGACUUCAAAGAAAAAGUCGGUCUCUCUCAACCUCCUUCUGCAUCAUCUUCUCCCUCAUCAACUUCCUCCUCCUCUUUGCCGGUUAACAAUGCUUCUUCAACCAAACAUGACUUCCUGUCAUCGCCUUCAAGUAGAGACAAACAUGAACUGGAAUUGGACUUCAAGAGAUACUGGGAAGAGUUCCGUUCAUCAAGUUCUGAAAAGGAGAAAGAAAAGGCCUUGAACUUGACUGUAGAUGUUUUCUGUAAAUUAGUGAAGCAGCAUGCUAAUGUAGCUCAGUUAAUUACCAUGUUAGUAGAAACACACAUAUUUUCUUUUGUUGUGGGAAGAGCAUUUGUAACGGAUAUUGAAAAAUUGAAAAUUAGCAGCAAAACAAGAUCUUUGGAAGUUGAGAGAGUAUUAAGCUUUUUUUCGGAAAUUACAAAGGAUGGCAUCAAGCCUGGUUCAAAUUUAUUAGAUGCAGUGGAAGUCCUUGUAUCUGGGCCUAUUGAUAAACAAUCUCUCCUUGAUUCUGGGAUCUUAUGCUGUCUCAUUCUUAUCCUCAACACUCUUUUGGGUCCUGAUGUGGGCAAUAAAGGGAAAAAAGUUACUACUUAUGAGGACACGAUACCAGAGGAUAGAAAUUUUGAUGGUGAUUUAGGACCAGUCCGCCGGCUUGAGGAUGGCAUCAAGCCUGGUUCAAAUUUAUUAGAUGCAGUGGAAGUCCUUGUAUCUGGGCCUAUUGAUAAACAAUCUCUCCUUGAUUCUGGGAUCUUAUGCUGUCUCAUUCUUAUCCUCAACACUCUUUUGGGUCCUGAUGUGGGCAAUAAAGGGAAAAAAGUUACUACUUAUGAGGACACGAUACCAGAGGAUAGAAAUUUUGAUGGUGAUUUAGGACCAGUCCGCCGGCUUGAGGUGGAGGGAAGUGUUGUGCAUAUUAUGAAAGCAUUAGCAAACCAUCCUUCUGCUGCGCAAAGUUUGAUUGAGGACAAUUCACUUCAGUUGCUCUUUCAGAUGGUUGCCAAUGGGUCUUCGAUUGUUUUUUCUCAGUACAAGGAAGAUCUUGUUCCCUUACACACCAUUCAGCUUCAUAGACAUGCAAUGCAGAUACUUGGUCUUCUUUUGGUUAAUGACAAUGGAAGCACAGCCAACUACAUACACAAGCAUCAUCUGGCUAUUCAAAGGAUGAAACUUUUGGGUGCCUGGAGGUGA
Messenger RNA from Ilex paraguariensis (yerba mate), 1242 nucleotides. The record is from the annotation of a GenBank genome assembly. NCBI's taxonomy places the organism in Eukaryota, Viridiplantae, Streptophyta, Magnoliopsida, Aquifoliales, Aquifoliaceae.